Molecule: messenger RNA, 2535 nt
Organism: Manis javanica (Malayan pangolin)
Lineage: Eukaryota; Metazoa; Chordata; Mammalia; Pholidota; Manidae
Source: RefSeq, a predicted model, not a curated record
UUCUCUCCAGCACAGCCAUUUCUGAAAGUAUCUUAUAUUUUGAAGAUGCCCCAGAAGUUUAUAAACACACACCAAAUUGUAAGCAACAGAUAAAAGGCACAGAAUGACCUGUCCUCUGGGAGUUUAUAUUCUUGCCAAGGGGACAUUAAAGAGCUAAGUACACAGUUACUCCCUGUAUUAGUGUGGGACCUGCUGGGGAGACCGGAUGUAGGGCUGUUAUGGGAAAUGAGGGCAAUCUGGAAGCUUUCCUUGAAGAGGAGACAGGUGGGCUGAUUUUUGCAGGAUAGGCAAAGUAUGUGUAUGUGCAUGUGUGUGUGCAUGCAUGCACAUGUGUGUGUGUGUGUGUGUGUGUGUUGUGGGAGGAAACAGUAAGGGGUGAGUAGGUCUAGGUAGAGAGUGACUUAUGCAAACACCCAGACAUAGGAGCUUAGUAUCAUCUAAGCAAUGGAAGAAACGAGCAGAGCACAGAAUGGCAUAGAGGACAAGUGGCAGAGGAGCUAGUGGUAUGCAGCACAGGGCCCCACACUCGGGGUAUUGUGACCUUAUUAGGGAUUUGGUCCUUAUCUUAAGAGCAACAGAAAACCUCUUGAGAAAUAGACAUAUUUAAAUAACAUUGUCUGACUGCAAUGCAGCAGAUGGAUUAGGUUGGCUAGAGAAGAGUUUUGGUCUUACAAUCUUAUUCAUGAUGCUUACUUUUUUAAUUGAGCUAGUUUAACAUCAACAGGGAAUAUAAUACACAACCUGAGGUUUAUUUUAUUCACACUUUUUUAAAUGCAAAAAGAUAAAGAGAUUGAGAGCUCCUCCUGAACAUUAUUAACGUAAUGGAAUCGUUUUGAAGUAUACACUCACAAGUAGAUGAGGCUUUUACAUCUAUUAAGCUGUUCAGGCAAUUAUGAUGAGGGAUGUUUUCUUUUCUACACUUUACAGACCAUCUCAGUAGAGCAUGUGGCCUGUUAAAAUAACAAGACAGUUUAUGAAAACAGAAAUUAAAGUCAGCAGUGGAAUUUUGGCCAUUAUAAUCUGAAGGCUGCCUCUCUUGCCUGUGAUUUGCCAAAGCUGAAACAGUUGAUGUGUCCUGGCCCAUCCUCAGAGGGCCCGACACGCUGUUCCACUCAGUUCUCCUGGUUGCCAUGUGAUCUCAGAUCUCUGAUGAGUCCAAGAAAAGUUACAACUUUUGCAGGUGGUUGACCAGAUUGACACCCUGACCUCUGAUCUGCAGCUGGAAGAUGAGAUGACGGACAGCUCCAAAACGGACACCCUGAAUAGUAGCUCAAGUGGCACGACGGCCUCCAGCCUAGAGAAGAUCAAAGUGCAGGCCAGCGCCCCUCUCAGUAGGCCCCCAGCUCCCCCGUCUGCUAUCCUCACCGUCCUGAAGAAGCCAAACCCUCCGCCGCCGCCUCCACGGCUGACACCUGUGAAGUGCGAAGCCCCCCGAAGGGUGGUGCCCGCUGUCAAUCCUGCAAAGACCAAUGAAACCGUUCUGCGAAACGGAGGCUUGCCAGGGGUGCCAAACAAAAUCCCAAACGGCGACAUCUGCUGCGCACCCAACAGUAACCCGGACAAGGCUCGGGCGCCGCCACUGAUGCACAGACCUGAAAAAGACAGGUGUCCCCAGGCGGGGCCUCGGGAGCGUGUUCGGUUCAAUGAAAAAGUGCAGUACCAUGGCUAUUGUCCGGACUGUGACGCCCGGUAUAACGUAAAGAACAGCGAGGUGCAUUUACACAGCCAGCCUGUCCACCCCCCAGGAAAGCUGCCUCCCCAGGGCCCUCCCCUCCCUCCUCCACCCCAUCUCCCUCCUUUCCCACUGGAAAAUGGGGGGCUGGGAAUAAGCCACAGUAACAGCUUCCCCCCUCUCAGACCUGCAACUGUGCCUCCUUCCAUUGCACCAAAACCACAGAAGACCAUCUUGAGGAAAUCAACUACCACAACAGUGUGAUGUAUGCCAUUUAAAACACUUUUUGGUUUUUUUUUUAAUUUCUAUAUUAUAAACAUAAAAUAAUAAGUAAUGAGCACUUUCUACUCAAGCAAUAAAAAGCCCAAAUAUAUUAUUCCUGCGUUCAGCAAAGUGGCAUAAAAAUCACUUGGUAAGUAUGCAGUAUGUUGUUUAUAUCCUGGGUAUGCAUUUUUUCAACCGUUGCAUUAUCCAAACCACAAAACAAUGAUAAGGUUGCCUCUCUUGUUCUUUCAAUGGACCUGUGGCAAACACUGGCCUGUCCAUUUCAAAUAGUUUGGGUUGCAAUAAGAGAUGGGAUUAGACUCAGUUUAUUCAUGCCUAACUCACAUGUGCACUAUUAACAUGUCAUACAUACUCUUGGACCUAAUGCUUUUUAAUAAGAAAUUGUAAUACUGAAGAAUUAUUUUAUUAUUUUUUCUAAAGAUAUUUGCCACUACUCUGGCAUUAUUAGACACUCUUGAGGACAAUACCAAAACAUUUAUUUUCUAUACCAUGCAAUUUGAUUCUCUGUUCGGCUAUAUAUGUAAUGAGGGACUCGGUGGAAAUAUCAUGUCAAUAAACAAUAGUAAACAAUGGCAAAA